UUACCAGAGCUAGAUUAAACAAGUGGUUACAUUUAGUGCUCCACUGGGGGGAACGUGAUUCAACGGUAAUACACACAUUGUAUAUAUAUAAAUAUUUAUAUACAUCAUGUCGGUCACGCUGUGGAAUUCGAGAUUUUCUGUAACGCUGGUACGCCAGCAUGCGACGAUUUUAACGUCAACUACGACACUUGCUGCAAAUAGUUUAUACUACACGAUCAAUAGUUUCCAACCACAACAACGAAGAAAUCUAACAAAAAUAAUGAAGCCAGCUAACACAGCCUUGUCAGACAAGGGCGCUCGACGUACUUCGCAACAGUCUGGACGCAAUCCAACCAAAAAUUUGCAAGCCGGCCGCAACUCCCUUGAAAGCUCGACCAGCGAUACCGGCGUUAAUGUGCCGCCCUUUAAUCAUCCACACUGCGAUCGGCAGGCCAUGUACCAACAGCCUGUUCGCAAGGUUAAACCACUACGAGGCAACUAUGAUUAUGAUCUGGUUGUAAUUGGUGGUGGCUCUGGGGGCCUGUCUUGUGCUAAGGAAGCUGUGGCGCAUGGCGCACGCGUUGCUUGCUUGGAUUUCGUGAAGCCAACUCCCUUGGGCACCAAAUGGGGCGUCGGCGGCACCUGUGUCAAUGUCGGCUGCAUACCAAAGAAGCUUAUGCAUCAGGCGUCGCUCCUAGGCGAAGCUGUACACGAGGCAGCUGCCUAUGGCUGGAACGUCGAUGAUAAAAUCAAGCCUGAUUGGAACAAGCUCGUCUCCUCGGUGCAGAAUCACAUCAAGUCUGUCAACUGGGUGACUCGCGUCGAUCUGCGCGACAAAAAAGUCGAGUACAUCAAUGGUCUCGGUUCCUUUGUGGACCCGCAUACCUUGUCUGCCAAGCUGAAGAGCGGCGAUCGUACCAUUACCGCUCAGACCUUUGUGAUUGCUGUCGGCGGCCGUCCACGUUAUCCGAAUAUACCUGGAGCGGUAGAGUAUGGCAUUACCAGCGAUGAUAUAUUCAGCUUGGAUCAUGAGCCUGGCAAGACCUUGGUCGUCGGCGCUGGCUAUAUUGGCUUGGAGUGCGCCGGCUUCCUGAAGGGUCUCGGCUACGAGCCCACUGUGAUGGUGCGUUCGAUUGUGCUGCGCGGUUUUGAUCAGCAGAUGGCCAAUUUAGUGGCGGCCGCCAUGGAGGAGCGUGGCAUUCCAUUCUUACGCAAAACGGUGCCGUUGUCUGUCGAAAAGCAGUCCGAUGGCCGCCUGCUUGUGAAGUACGAAAACACGGAGACCGGCGAGGUGGACAGCGAUGUCUUUGAUACAGUCCUAUGGGCCAUUGGCCGCAAAGGACUGGUCGAUGAUCUUAAUUUGCACAAUGCCGGUGUAAUGACGCACAAGGACAAGAUUCAGGUGGACUGCGAAGAGACGACCAAUGUGCCCCAUAUUUAUGCGGUCGGCGAUAUUAUUUAUGGUAAACCGGAGCUUACGCCUGUCGCUGUGCUUGCCGGCCGUCUUCUCGCCCGUCGCCUGUAUGCUGACUCUGAACUACGAAUGGAUUAUGUUGAUGUGGCCACCACUGUGUUCACACCGCUGGAGUAUGCUUGUGUUGGCUUAAGCGAGGAGGAUGCUGUAAAAACGUACGGUGCUGAAGAGAUUGAGGUAUUCCAUGGCUAUUACAAGCCCACUGAGUUCUUCAUACCUCAAAAGAGUGUGCGCUAUUGCUAUGUGAAGGCGGUAGCCCAGCGCAGCGGAGAACAACGCGUCUAUGGACUACAUUAUAUGGGACCAGUGGCCGGUGAGGUUAUCCAGGGCUUUGCCGCUGCCCUCAAAUCAGGCCUGACUAUACCCACGCUGAUGAACACCGUGGGCAUUCAUCCGACCACCGCCGAGGAGUUUACACGUCUGAGCAUCACCAAGCGCUCCGGUCUGGAUCCAACGCCCGCCAGCUGCUGCAGCUAAACGGGGGAGACACUUUCCAUCAGAUUGUAUUUCUCUUCCCACACACGCACACCCACACACACAGCCACAUGCACAUCCCCACAUACACACUCGCUUCUGGUUAGGCUAAAAAGAUGCCGUGAUACGACCAACGAAUUUGAGAGUUGUUACAGCUUAGCGACAAAAGUUCAAGUUUUAAUUUAGUUUCGAUAGUAACAUGCACACACACACAUAAACAUACACACACUCACACACACAAUAGCUCAGCCGACUUACAAAACGGUGGUCAGGACAAAGGGCAGGACUUUCGGCUUCAGUCGAACUGAGCGUACAUCCACCCCUUCCUCCUUCCCAAGUAUCGGCCUCUGUGCGGUGUGCACUCAAAAUUACGAAAUUAUGUUAUAUGAAGAUGAUUAAAUAUUAAUAAAUAAAUCUGUAUUUUUACGGUACAAAAAUAUGAACAAUAGAAGUUUUUACCCGCA
Messenger RNA from Drosophila hydei, 2391 nucleotides. It is a transcript of the gene Trxr1, whose product is annotated as thioredoxin reductase 1, mitochondrial. The record is from RefSeq and is a predicted model, not a curated record. Gene Ontology annotation, molecular function: flavin adenine dinucleotide binding; thioredoxin-disulfide reductase (NADPH) activity; glutathione-disulfide reductase (NADPH) activity. NCBI's taxonomy places the organism in Eukaryota, Metazoa, Arthropoda, Insecta, Diptera, Drosophilidae. The coding region runs from base 107 to 1930 and encodes 607 amino acids. The transcript is spliced from 4 exons. Gene Ontology annotation, cellular component: cytosol; mitochondrion. Gene Ontology annotation, biological process: glutathione metabolic process; cellular response to oxidative stress; cell redox homeostasis.